GGCACUAUUUAUAUAUGUUGUACAUACACGUAUGUACAUACAUAUGGUUUACAAUUGCAAUAAAGACGUAACUGAGAUUUAAAUGAAUAACUCUUAUUUCAUUUUAAAUGCAAAAAUACUAAUUUGUGAAACAAAUUUGUUGUAUAUGACAACAUGAAUUAAUAGAGCGCAAUAGCAUUUAUAUUAAGCGAGGCUGUAAUGAUUUAAUCUAUAUACUAAGACUAUGAAUCUUACUAUUUUCAAUGAAAAUGAUGAUGUUCUACUAGUAGGUGAAGGCAAUUUUUCAUUCUCUGUUGCACUAUUCCACCUAAAUUUAAAAGUUAACAUCAUGGCUACAUGUUAUGAAAGUAAUAUCAGUCAGGAUCUUGGAAAGAAAAACAUAGAAUAUUUAAAAAAUAAUGGAAUUCGUGUGUUAUUAGGUGUUGAUGCAACAAACUUGAAACAACAUCCAAUACUAAAAACAGAAUUAUUUGAUAAAAUUAUUUUUAACUUUCCCCAUGUUGGAGGUAAAAUGCGAAUAGAAAAAAAUAGAGAAUUAUUAAGACAAUUCUUUAUAAGUGCAUCAGAAUCAUUAAAAAAUAAUGGACAAAUAUUAGUUACUCUUUGCAAUGGUCAAGGUGGUACACUUAUUGACAAUCCACCAAGGCGGUGGGAUGAUUCAUGGAAAAUCAUAGAAAUGGCAGCCUAUGGAAAUUUUAUUUUAAGAUCAGUUGAACCAUUUGCAUGGUCAUCUUUUCAAAAUUAUAUAGUUACUGGAUAUCGUAGUUUGGAUAAACAAUUUCAUUCUUCUGGAGCUUUAACACAUAUAUUUACUAAAUCUGAAUCUCCAAAUGUACAAAAUAUUUCUCCUAAAAAGAAGCUAAAUAUUGCUCACUGUAAUAGCAGUAACUUUUCAUGGAAAAAUAUAAGACAAAUUAUUAAUAAGUACAUUUUUAAAUCAUUAUGUACAUCCAAAUGGUUUCAAAAUCAAGAUACUGUUCCUAAAGCUUUACGAAAUAUAAAACCAAAAUCACAAAGAGAUACAGAAAGAAGUGUUCUUGACAUAAAGCAUAUAAGAGCAAUUGGGGGAAAAGGUGGAGAUGGGAGUAUAUCAUUUUUGCAAUUAUUUUCAAAUGAAUUUGCUGGGCCUGAUGGUGGGGAUGGCGGAAACGGUGGUCACGUAAUUCUUCAGGCAUCAAUCAAUGUUAAAGAUCUUUCACAUAUAAAUAGUGUACUUAAAGCUGAAGAUGGAGAAAAAGGACAGAGUAAAGACUGUUUCGGUAAAAAUGCCGAACACAGUAUAGUACACGUACCAAUAGGUACUAUAAUACGCAAUCUAGAAGGAAAAAUAAUAGCUGAUUUAAAUCAAGAAGGAAUGAUGUUUAUUGCUGCGAGGGGAGGUGCCGGUGGUCAUGGAAAUGCAUAUUUUAAGUCUGAUGUACAACAAACACCAUGUAUAAGUGAAUAUGGAGCAGAAGGAGAAGCAAUGCAAUACGUAGUAGAAAUAAGUAGCAUGGCACAUGUAGGAUUAAUUGGUCUACCGAAUGCAGGUAAAAGUACAUUAUUAAGAGCCAUAUCUAGAGCUAGACCAAAAGUAGCAGCAUAUCCAUUCACAACAUUGAGACCUCAUUUAGGGACCGUAUUAUAUGAUGAUUAUGAGCAAAUUGCAGUGGCUGAUUUGCCGGGAAUUAUAUCCGAUUCUCACAAGAAUAGAGGUCUCGGUAUACAAUUUCUUAAACAUAUAGAACGUUGCAGAAUUUUAUUAUUCAUUUUGGAUACUACUUCGAAUGAUCCGUGGAAGGAUUAUGAAACAUUAAAAUAUGAAAUUACACAUUUUAAUGUAAAAUUAACUAACAGAUCAAUGCUGAUUGUUGCAAAUAAGAUGGAUUUACCAGAAGCUACGGAAAAUUUUAAAUUACUCAAAGAAAAAAUUGAUUUACCAAUUAUUCCAGUUUCUGCUAAGAAGGGUACAAAUAUAUCUCUUUUGUUAAGGGAGAUAAGAAUAUUAUAUGAUAAGGACAAUAAACAAAAAGAAGAAUCGAAUGUUCUGUAACAAAAAACUGUACUGAUUAAUAAUGUAUAUUCGUAAUAAUAAAAAUGUAUAAAACUCA
Molecule: messenger RNA, 2090 nt
Organism: Osmia lignaria (orchard mason bee)
Lineage: Eukaryota; Metazoa; Arthropoda; Insecta; Hymenoptera; Megachilidae
Source: RefSeq, a predicted model, not a curated record